CUUCCUCCUGCUAUCUGGUAUCCUACAGAACCGCAUGUUAUUAGAUCAACAUAGAGAGCAUAAAUGAGUCGCUUUUAGAUUCUUCUCAGUACGCUAUGAGUAUUUAGCAACAGGUUUAACAAUAAUGUCUGCUUUAAUAAGCUGUAAGCUGUUUUAGUCAGCUGGUAGUUUAAGGUUUAUCUUCUACUCUGUUAUUAUAAACAUCAGCAUCAGUCAUAUGUGGCUCUGUGCUGAAAGUUUGCACCAUUUAAACAAGAGAUUGUGUGUUUUACAGCAGAAAAGGAGCUUUCACAGUUAGUAAGGUAACUAAGUGAAGUUUACUGAAUGUGUUUACAUGGCAACAGAUUUCUUUGGCUGUAGAUGACAGAAGUUGACCAGAUGUACGAAUGCACGCUGAUUUCAGGAGAAGUAGGUUUAGAAGCCUAGCUUUAGACCAGGGCUUCGCCUGAACUACUUUAUUUAUCUGAAGAGCAUGGGUCCCAAGCCUGGUAAAAGUCGAUCCAAAGACCAUGCCAGGCCCCUAAGAAGACUUUCUCUAGCAAAAAAUGCUCAUCAGCAGGGUAAUGCAAAACUGCAGAAAGGUCCUUCUAUUACUUCAUUUUUCAAGAACACGCCACCCUCAAAACUGGCCUGCCCGCUUUGUGGCAAGUUCAUACCUCGUUUCAAAAUCAAUGAACACAUCGACUCACAGUGUCAAGACUUUCUUGAGGAAAAUGACACACAGGCAGCAUCUGCAAGUGACAAUGAACAGGUGAAAACAUCCAGGCACUUUUUAAAUAAUGCUCCUCAGAGUGCAGAAGAAGAGAAAAAUGCAAGCAUGCAUGAAAAUGAUCAGGAUAGAAAAACAAGCCCAUAUUUUAAAAAGAAUGGCACGGCAGGGCAAGAAUCACCAAACAACAGUUCUCCCCAUUCUGGAGAGCCCAAGAUAGUCAGUCUUGGGCGGUUGUCUUCAAAACUCUCGAAAAAGGGGUUAUUUUCUUUAGAGGACUCUAAAAUUCCCAGCCCCCAAACAUCUAUUAAAGAAGAACCAGUUUUAUGUGAGCCAAGUAGUUCACAAAAAGAAAACUUUGAUGAGAAUGUAAGCCUUAAUGCUGAAGUCAUCACUAGUUGUUCAGAUUUAAGUUCUCAGGUACCAAGUGAAAAUCGUGUUGAACCUUGUGUUGAAGAAAUAAAGCAGGCCACAUCAAAAUUAGACUCCUUGGGUCCUGAUACCUUUCAGUCAGCAAACACUGCUGCUUCGUUGAGAUUAAUGAAGAGGAAGAAAGAAGAGACUCCUGGUGCAGGGGUAGCCACAAAAAUGCAGAAGAAAACACGAUUUUCAGGGAAAAGAAGUGCCAAAUCUGCAAGUGCUGAUCCAUUACCAGAUAGAAGCAGUGAUCUUCAACAAGAUGCUAGCAACUCCUCUGUGAACCAUGGUUCCCUCAGACGACCAUACUAUCUUCAGAACUUCCUAACUGUUCUCGGAACAGUGCUGGAGAAUAAGGAUGACCGAGCACUCUUCAGUGAGGAGGAACUCUCAUCUAUCCAAAGGUUCAAGCAGCUAUCAGUUCCUGGACAGAUGCUAUAUGUGCGUCUGUUUCAGAGGAAGUUAAAAUGGCUGCAAGUGAGCAAACUAGAUUAUGCUGAGAUUAGUUCAGACCUCAAUCCUGUUGUGCAAGAACUUGUCUCCUGUGCCUUCCUCCAGACAGAGUCUGAACUCACAGAGAUCCAAGAUGUAUUAGAUCUUCUACCUGCUCCGGAGCUCCGAAGUCUGGCCAAGACUUUCCACCUAGGAGGACCAGGGAGCAGUAGCCAGAAACAGCAGCUGGUGGAAGGGCUUCUCCUUUUGUCCAAACAGCGCUCCUUCUUUUCUCUUGCCCCUGGCCAAAGCAACACUGGUGCAGUCAUUCUCAAAAGGGCGAAACAGCUAGCAGGCUCCUGUAUUUAUCUGUGCCGGGAACCCCAUGCUAUGUUCUCUCGUGUCCUCCUACUUUUCUCCCUUACUGACACUCUGGAGGAGGAAGAAAUGGCAUCAGGGGGUCAAGGACAACUCUACACCAUUCUGCUGGUCAACUCUGGACGUCUGGCUUUUCCUGCCUACACAGUUCAGCGGUCUGCACAAGUGUUUAGAGACAGGGAAGAUUUAAUCAGAUAUGAAGCUGCCAUGCGAACCCUUCAAGAGGUGAUGACAGCAAUGCAAGCUGGCUGCUGGGAGGAUGCUUUAGCCCUUUAUACUUCUGCAAAGACUAGCUGGCAAAACUUGAAGCAAACUUAUGACUUAAGUUGGCAGGAGCAGUUACCUUUGUUCCUGCGUUGCUUUACAGUCGGUUGGACAUAUACACGUAUAUUGUCUCGAGGAGUUGAGAUACUACAAAGGCUGCGUCGUUAUGAGGAUGCAGUGGAUGAGCUACGUUCUCUGCUGUCUCAGUCAAUGUUCUGUCCAGACAGCAGAGGGCGCUGGUGGGACAGACUGGCACUCAAUCUCCAGCAGCACCUAAAAUGCCAUGAGCAGGCUAUCCACGGCAUCAGGGAUGGAUUGAAUGAUCCACUUGUACGGACAGGUCACCGUUUGUCACUGCACCAGAGAGCCACCAGAAUGAAGGAGUCAGCGAGUUUUAAGAAGUACCGCCUGCUCCUUCGAGACCUUCCUUCUAUCAGUGUGCAAAGUGUUACUCAUGUUACUAUUCGAGGCCAGCUUUUUCCUCAUGAGGGUGGAACAGGCAAAUCUGUGUUCCUCAGGCCUGCUGUUGGGCAUGAAGGCUCUGGAGAAGGAUGUGAUGCCAUGGUUAUAUGCUCUGUCGAGGAGCUGGCUUUGGCACACUACAGAGAACUUGGCUUCGAUCAAGGCAUUCAUGGUGAAGGCUCUACAUUCUCUACUUUGUUUGGUCUUCUGAUGUGGGACAUUGUCUACAUGAAUGUCUUGGAUGUCUUCAGAACAUCAUAUCAGACAUGUCCCCUGGACCUGUACACUGACUGUUUCUAUGAGAAUCGGAAGGAGGCUAUCGAGGCCCGGGCUGAGCUGUUGUCCGAGGCAUCCACAGAAACACUGCAGGAGCUACUGGCUGAAGUGUGGAAUUCACAGGAGGGAAGAGUUUGUGCACUUGUCAACUGGGAGAGAUUCUCUUGUCUUCAGCAAGCCCAGAGCUUAGUAGCAUGUCUAGGAGGACAGUUUUUAAGUGGUGUGGUGCUUAAAAUGGCAAAGGACUACAGACAUAGCAAAGGAGGACUUCCUGACCUGGUUGUGUGGAACACCUCAAAUAACAGCUAUAAGCUGGUGGAGGUGAAGGGCCCUAAUGACCGUCUGUCUCAGAAACAACAGAUCUGGCUGGAUGAGUUACAGAAGCUGGGUGCUGAUGUUGAAGUGUGUCACGUCACUGCUAUUGGAGCUCGUGGAGCGCGACUGGAAUAGAGACUAAAAAUGCCUUCACACAUACUGCAGCACUAAUAGACAAAACAUUUUAUUCAUGCUAGUAAAUUUUCUCUGAGGAUUGUUGAGAUGGUCCUUGUGUUCCUACAGUAUGAGCUGAUUUAAUGUAACAGUACUUCUGAUACAACUAUAACACUACAACACAUAAUACAGUAUGAAGGGAUCAUUGACUGAAUUCCUGUGGCUGCUGCUUUAACUGGGUUUUUCAUUGUCUUUUUUUUAAUAAUGUAAUUAUUAUGCUUGUGAUUGUAUAUAAUAUUCUGAAUAUAAGUGAUGUUAUAAAAAGUGUAAUAAAACUGCAUUAGGAACAGUA
This is a messenger RNA of Tachysurus fulvidraco (yellow catfish), 3719 nucleotides long. RefSeq names its product FANCD2 and FANCI associated nuclease 1 (gene fan1). Gene Ontology annotation, biological process: interstrand cross-link repair. The transcript is spliced from 15 exons. Gene Ontology annotation, molecular function: 5'-flap endonuclease activity; 5'-3' exonuclease activity; flap-structured DNA binding. NCBI's taxonomy places the organism in Eukaryota, Metazoa, Chordata, Actinopteri, Siluriformes, Bagridae. Gene Ontology annotation, cellular component: nucleus. The coding region runs from base 473 to 3388 and encodes 971 amino acids. The record is from RefSeq and is a predicted model, not a curated record.